CGGGAGGCGAUGAUUCCGGUAGUGAGCUCGGUGUUGCUGGGAAAUGUAGUCCUUGGUGAGGCAGCGGUAGGCGGUGAGAUACCGGAUUUGGAGCUGCUUCUCCGGGGUAGAGAUGAGCUCCAAGAGGAUUCAGAGUGAUCCAGAAAGUGGAGGCGGAGGGAAGAGACGGCUAAAGCAGCAGGAGCCUGCGGGACUCAACCCGUUGUUGCUGGAAACGAAAGAGCAAGUGAGCGAGGCCUGGAGCCGGGGUCUCGAGUACUCACAUGAGAAGGGUCUGCUGGUGGGCAUUCAGCCGUUUACACACUGUGUGAUAUCAAAUUUUAUCCAGAGUCAAACAUUCCUGGAAGGGCUUAAGAAUGAGCUUCUAAAGCUGAACUUUCAUGAAAAAUCGAAUGAUCUGUAUAAAUUCAAGCAGUCUGAUGACCUGCAGAAGAAGAAAGGAUAUCAUAUCUCAGCAUUAAGGAAGGCUCUCUUUGAAGACUUACGUACAUGGUUGUCAGAUAUUGUUGGUAUAAAACUGGAAAGCACAGUGGAUUUAUCCUGUGCUAAAUAUGAAUACACAGAUGUGUUGCUCUGUCACGAUGAUGAGUUAGAAGGACGGAGAAUAGCAUUCAUCCUGUAUCUUGUUCCUGAGUGGAGAACAAGUGACGGUGGCACUUUGGACCUUUAUGGUGCAGAUGAACAUUAUCAGCCUCAGCAAAUCGCCAAGUCUCUAACUCCGUCAUGGAACACAUUAGUUUUCUUUGAGGUUUCCCCUGUGUCUCACCAUCAGGUUUCUGAAGUUCUGUCAGAGGGAAAGUGCCGCCUUUCUGUCAGCGGUUGGUUCCAUGGGUCAUCAUUGGAGAGGCCACCUCGUUACAUCGAAUCUCUUUCUCCCCGACACCCACAUAUUGCAAGUGAUGAAGAAAUUCUUUAUGACUGGAUCAAUCCAACUUACCUGGAUGUGUCAACUCAAGUUCAUGUCCAGGAUGAGUUUGAGGAGAAAUCAGAGAUACUUCUAAGGAACUUUUUCAAGAAAGAAAAGUUUGAGAUGGUUUGUGAGGCUUUACACAGCUCAGAUAUUAAAUGGGAGAGAAGAGGACCUGCCAACAAGAGAUGCUAUGAUCAAGCAGAGGAAGAUGGCCUCCCUGACGUUCUUGCCAAGUGUAUGAAACUGUUUUGUUCUGAGGCCAUGUUCCUGCUCCUAUCCAAUUUUACUGGCUUAAAACUGCAUUUCCUCGCAACCUCGGAUAAUAAUGAUGAUGAAGAUGAGCAGGAGGCUGAGGUGAAGGAGUCUGAUGGCCAUGAACACACAUGUUCUAGCACUGAAGAAAGAAACAAAUCUGAAUCAACAGAAGAUGAUGGGAGAAGAGAGGGUGAUAAGGUUGGACCAAAGGAAGUUGGGAUGCCAGGAAAGAGUCCCGAAAAUGCCUGCAUGCACAGAAUUGAGUACUGUGAGUUUUAAUGGAUGGUUUAAUUUAAGCUGAUCCAGAUAAGCUGUUCCAGUGACCUAAAUGGAUCGUGGCAUGUCCCGGUGUAGUACUAAACCGUGAGUACUGAUGUUUGUGAAGCAGGUGGGACCGUUGUGGACAUUGAGGAAAAUUUUAACCUGACCUGCCUUUUGGGAAACUGAUGAAAUUGAACGUAACCGUGUCCUGCCCAAUAUUAAUCAGUGCUGAGUUUGUUACAUCCAACACCUGUCCUGGAACUCCCUUCCUAACAGGACUGUGGAUGUACCUACAACAGAUAGACUGCAGUGAUUCAAGAAGGUGGCUCACCACCACCUUCUCAAUGGCAGUUAGGGAUGAGCAAUAAAAGCUGGCCUUGCCAGCGAUGCUCACAUUCCAUCAAAGAAUUCUUAAAAAAUUUGUUCGGUAGUUUAGUUUAACAUUGCUCCCAAUGUUUCAGAAAUUGAUCAUGACUAGAUGAAAACAUGGAGAAGUGUUUAGUAGCAAUGGAGGUGAUGUAUGGGCAUAAAUGGGUAGUUCUCAAGUCAGUCUUGGCAACAAACUGAACAAAGGUUGAACAAACUACUGAGAUUAUGUAUCACUGGUGUUGAUCUCACUUUGCAGCCAGGGUAGUUGAUGGAGUUGGAGGUAUGCCGAUGCUGGCAAUAAUCAAAUAAGGUGACAUCUAUCUUAAUAUUGAACUGCUGGAAAUUUCCCUUGGAUUUGCUGUGGCAGGCACAGCAAUAUCUUGGGAGUUGGCCCUGGUGGUACAUAGUUAAGUGUUAUUGGUAUAAUUUAGAAACAAUGCCCAUGCUUCCACGUGAUAUGACUGAGGGAGUUGCGUGCAGGUGAAGAAUGAGACAAGAAACCCAGAGCUUCCCCGCUGAGCUGGAAAAUGUCACUGUAGAUCGCUCAUGUAUAUGUGAGUACCACUGACACGAGACAAAGACCAACUCACCUGCAUGUUAAUUGGUCAAUGUUCCAGGAAAACUAAAUAAAAAAGGAGAUACGAUCGUAUAAUUAAAAAUACCAGGUCAAGUCAAUGUUUGGUUCUUCAGAUGCUCAAAAGCAAUAGCUUAAAGACUGUGACGGUACUGUGAAGGUGCUUUCAUCAUGUUUGUUCA
Carcharodon carcharias (great white shark) is the source of this 2551-nucleotide messenger RNA. RefSeq names its product 2-oxoglutarate and iron-dependent oxygenase domain containing 1 (gene ogfod1). Gene Ontology annotation, molecular function: L-ascorbic acid binding; peptidyl-proline dioxygenase activity; iron ion binding. Lineage: Eukaryota; Metazoa; Chordata; Chondrichthyes; Lamniformes; Lamnidae. Gene Ontology annotation, cellular component: cytoplasm. The transcript has 11 exons. Bases 113 to 1444 code for a protein of 443 amino acids. The record is from RefSeq and is a predicted model, not a curated record. Gene Ontology annotation, biological process: peptidyl-proline hydroxylation; regulation of translational termination.